AUGAAAGAAGCUGCAGAAUCAGUUGCACGCAGAACGCGAAGCUGUUUGGAUUUGUAUCUCUGACGCUGUCUACUCUAUAAAACUAGCUAACUAUCAACAUGGAGAACUUCCAGUGGCGCAAUAAAGUGGCCGUCAUCACGGGCGCUUCCGUGGGCAUUGGAGCCAGCACCGCAGUUGCCUUGGCCAAUGCUGGAAUGGUGGUUAUUGGUCUGGCCAGACGCCAGGAACUCGUCGAGGCCUUGAAUUCACAAGUGACGGGCGAGGGAAAAAUCAUUGGCCGAAAAUGUGAUCUGAGCAAUGAUGAGCAGCUGAUCAGCAGCUUCAAUUGGAUUCAGGAGAAGUUCCAUUGCAUCCAUGUGGUUAUCUGCAAUGCAGGCAUACUGAAAGCCAAUUUUCUGAGUGAAUCGCCCACCAAGGACAUUAAGGAGCUGUUCGAUGUGAAUGUGGUCGCCACUGCGAGUUGCUUGCGGGAGACGCUGAAACACAUGGCUAAGAUCAGAGUGCCAUGCCACAUUGUGGUCAUCAACAGCGUGCUCGGACAUCGCAUACCGGAAGUGCCGGUGCCCUUAUUCAGCGUUUAUCCGGCCACGAAGCAUGCAAUUACAGCACUUUGCCAGACGAUCCGCCAGGAAAUACAUUUUCUCAAAUUAAAUAUUAAAUUAACGAGCAUCUGCCCCGGCAUGGUGGACACCGAUUUUCUCAAUGUUUACUCACAGGCUGUGGAUGAAUUGCCCAAACUGCAGCCGUUGGAUGUGGCCAAGGCAGUCCUCUAUGCCCUCGACACGCCCGACGGUGUCCAGGUGGAGGACAUUAUUCUGCAAAAAAUGCGAAAAGUUUAAUAAAGUUCUCAUAUUAACCAUGAAUAUUAAUAAAACUGUUCUUAACUAA
Messenger RNA from Drosophila nasuta, 888 nucleotides. RefSeq names its product retinol dehydrogenase B (gene rdhB). The record is from RefSeq and is a predicted model, not a curated record. Lineage: Eukaryota; Metazoa; Arthropoda; Insecta; Diptera; Drosophilidae. The coding region runs from base 99 to 839 and encodes 246 amino acids. The transcript is spliced from 5 exons.